UUCAUUUCUAACAUUUUUUGUACAUUUUUGGGGUCUCUCCUCUGACCCGACUGGUAAAUUGUUUACGCGUUUUGUUUGCGUUGGUGGGAUAAAGGAUAUAUUUUACGUAAUCAUGGGUGGUUUUAGAGAGUUAUGGGUGGUUUUAGAGACAUUUUUAUUUAUUUUCGUGGAUAAAUUAAAAAUUUAUUCAACUUAUUUCAGGCUCCGCGCCCCAUUUACAUUAAACAUCCAAAAAAAAUCCGUUAAAUCCAGACGCGCAAAGCGUCCUUUAAAACACUAAAGUAAUAAAUUUACACUAUUAAAUAACACUAAACAACGAAAAUGGUUCUUCGAGUCAUGUACGUGAUUGAAUUGAUGGAGGCUGAAGAAGGCGGCAUUGAGCUAGUUGACCCCUCUUGGUGUCCUGAGGAAGGCCCUCCACGCCGUAAAGUUAAAUCACCUCCAGUCAUCUCUCCAACUGGUUCAUCUACAUCAUUGUAUAGUGGGGGAAGUAGCCAACUUGAAUGGCAAACAACAGGUACAGCUUUGGAAAUGCAAGGAACCAAAGUUACACGAACUCAAUAUGGAUUUCGUACAUUACAAGAAUCUUCUGCAAAAAUGUACAAAGAUAAUGUUUUGGUACGAGAAGACGACCGCCAUACAUUUUAUGCUGAUGAAGAUGGAUUCUUUGCUUUAACGAUAGAUCCAGUUCAAACUGGCGAUACUGGAAGGUAUACUUGUGUAGCUACUAAUGAAUAUGGACAAGCUAGCACUUCAGCUUUCUUUCGAGUUUUAAAAGUUGAAAAAGAAUCAGCAUCUCCUGAUUUUGUUAAAAUGUUGGAACCAUCCGAUAGGAGUUGUAAAGAGGGGGAUGUUGUUGAUUUUGAAUGCCAAGUUAGUGGAUGGCCUGAACCUGAACUUCUUUGGCUAAUGGAUGGACAGCCAUUAAGGCCCUCCCACGAUUUCCGAAUUCAGUAUGAUGGGCAACGAGGAACUUUACAAAUUCGCGACGCUCAACCAGAUGAUACUGGCACAUAUACAGUACGCAUUACAAAUGAUUAUGGUGUGGCAGAAACACGGUGUCGGCUGGAGGUUCAGUCGGAUCCAGAUAGAAACCAUGUUUCUCCAGAAUUUCAAGCUGUCCUCGAAGAUGCAGACUGUAAUGAAGGGGAUACUGUGAAAUUUAAGGCAAUUCUUACUGGUGAUCCGAACCCCGAAGUGAUUUGGUACAUUAAUGGAAUUCCUCUUACUCAAUCAGAAAAGGUUCAAUUCAUUAGCGAAGAUGGCAUUUGUAUUUUAACUGUUAAAGACGUAAAUCGUCAUCAAGAUGGGACUGUUACUUGUCAAGGAAAGAAUCGUCUUGGUUCGAGCAGUUGUGAAGCAAGACUGAGAGUCCGUGUACCACCUCUCCCCCCAUACUUUGAACGCCCCUUAGAGGAUAGAAUGAUUACUGAGAAUGGAGCUGUUAUGUUUGAGUUGGAUGUUGUAGGGUAUCCCGAGCCAAAAGUAGAAUUCUUCUUGAAGGGCUGUCCAUUAAUUGACGGAGUUGGAGGAGUAGAAAUUCGGCAGCUUGAGGGCAACUAUCGCCUCACAAUCCCUGAUUGUAAAAUUGACUCACACGAUGGAGAGUUGCUCUGCCGGGCACAAAAUGACCAUGGACAGGCAGAAAGUCGUGCCAGAUUGACUGUUGAACCUGAGGAGGAAGAAAGCAGGAGUGCCCCUACUUUUGUUAAGGAACUUGAAGAUCAGGCGAUUAAACACGGUGAACACGCUAUAUUUGAAGCGAUUGCCCGUGGUUCUCCUCUCCCUGUUCUCAGUUGGUUCAUCAACGGCAAUAAAUUGAAUGCUCAAACUCAAGGAGUAAUCUCUAUUGAAUCAACCGGAGAGGGAACUGGACAAAAGAUAACUUUAGAUUCAACAAAUUGGGCUGGCACUAUUUUAGCUGAGAAUGCUAUUGGACGUUUUGAAACAAAAGCAAGGUUAAUUGUUCUACCCCCUGAACGACGGAAACAACCACCCGUAUUUCGCAAACCACUUACUGAUAAAACAGAAAAUGAAGGGGAUUCUGUCGUUUUUGAAGUUUGUGUUGAUCCCGAAUCUUUGGUUAAUAAAUUUAUUUGGCGCCUGAAUGGGGUUGAAUUGAAUAAUGGUGAUAGAGAAGGGAGAAUAAUUUUGAGCCAGGCUGAUGGAGGAAUUGGCCGUUUGGAACUUAAUAAAUGCCGUUUGGAGGAUGGUGGCACUAUUGAGUGUAUUGCUGUUAAUACUGAGGGCGAAACUUCCACCUCUUCCAAAUUUAGUGUUACUAUAGGACCACCGACAAAGAAAGGCCGUUUUGAUGGUGGUGAGGAAGAAUCUGAAGCUAGUAGUUUGAUAACUAAAGUUGAGAAUAUCCCUCCUGUUACCAUUGUUGUUGGUGAUCAGAAGGUUUUGGCGACAGAAGGAGAACCAAUGGAAGUUCAAUUUUACGGUGGCCUAAAGCCUACUUUUACUAAAGGACUUGAAGGAGCUGUUUUGGAAUGCCGCCCCGGUGAUAAUCUAAUUGCAGAGGUUGAGGUGUCUGAUGCACAAACAAUUAAAUGGUUUAAAAAUAAUAUUCCUCUUGAGGAUGGAAAAGAAGGAAUUCGUAUAGAACAAUCGCCUGGUCGUAGCCGACUUAUCAUUCCAAAUAUUCAAGUAGGCCAAAAUGGACAACUAAAAGUCGAGGCAGAAAAUGAAAAUGGAAAGUCUGAGAGUAAUGGACAAGUUAGAAUAUUAGUUGAGAAUGGUCAAGGUUCAACAGCUAACGUGCCAGUACAAAUACGGAAGCCCUUAACAGAUAUAACGGUUAUCGAGAACGACACUGCCGAGUUUCGUGCAUCAGUCAUUGGCACUCCAACACCUAACAUUCGUUGGCUCCUUAAUGGUACUCCAGUUGAGGGAGGAGAUGAGAAUAUUCAGAUAACCAGUCGUCAAACUGGAGAUCAAACUGAACACACCCUUCGAAUACCAAGAACAACUAUUUCUGCUCAUAAUGGUGCUAGAGUUGUGUUAAGAGCUACUCAAGAUGGACAAGGGGAUGGAGUACAAUCCGAGGCCAAUAUCCACGUUCAUGCACGUGUUCUUGGCCCUCCAUACUUUAGUAGACAACCUCAGGAUCAUGAUGUAUAUGAUGAUGUAGAAUCAGUCAAAUUUAGUGCUAUUGUGCAUGGAGAGCCUGUUCCGACUGUGACUUGGUCCUUGAAAGGACAAGUUCUCACUGCCAGCGAUCAACUACGAAUAAGGCAUGACACUAGUACUGGGAAAACUUCAAUUAGAAUAUUCCACCCUCGCGCUGAUACACAUACGGGUGAAAUACGUGUUCUUGCAGAAAAUAUUCAUGGGGCUACUGAAGCUUUCGCUAAUCUUUUGGUUCAACCAAAGGCUGAUCUGCCUCGUUUUCUUACUGAUAUGGAUGAUAAACUAGUCCCUGAAGGGGCAGAUAUAAAAUUUAUUGUUCGUAUUGAAGAAACUGUGCCUCCAGCUGAGGUGCAAUGGACUUUAAAUGGGAAACCGUUGAGUGAUGGAGACAAUAUUCGAAUAACCAAGGAAGGCAAUAAUCACAUUCUCGAAAUCACUAACGUCAAAAAAGAGCAAGCAGGAGAGUGUGCUUGUAUUGCAAAAAAUUCUGCAGGAACUAAGCGCCAGAAUUCACAAUUAGCUGUUAAAGAAGUUGGAGUACCUCCAACAUUUGCUCGAAAUUUGGAAGAUCGCCUUAUGGAUGAUCAACAAACAUUGGUUUUAGAAGCCCAAUUAGCUUCGGGUGUCAGACCCGAACCUACUGUUAAAUGGUUCCGAGAUGGGGUUGAACUACAAUCUAGUGAACGUGUUAAACUUGUUGAAGAAGGAGAUAUUGACCAUAGGGUUUACAGAAUGACGAUUUUACGGAUUGAAAUGGCUGACAAAGGCCGAAUCACUAUACAAGCAGAAAACCAAUUUGGCAAAUGCGAAUGUACCGCCAAUGUUGGUAUUCAAAGGCGUCAGUCGUUAAGAAAGCCUCAAUUUCUCUCUGAACUGGGUCCUAUUACUGUUACAGAAGGCGAUACGCUAAAUGCUAAGGUGAUCAUAAGCGGAGACCCUACACCUUACACUAAAUGGUACAUCAACAAUCAAAUGGUUUACCAAACAGAAGAUACAGAAAUGGUACACGAAUCGGGCGUUUACACACUUAAAAUCCACGGGUGUACUCGUGAUAUGACUGGCACAAUUCGUUGUGUUGCUGGCAAUAAAAUGGGAGAAGCUAUUAUUGAGGGGAAAUUGGUAGUCGUUGCUCCAGUACCUGUGGAGUUUGAAACUGGUUUAUGCGACGCAACCUGUCGUGAGGGUGAUACUCUUAGACUUAAAGCUGUUCUACUCGGAGAACCAAUGCCCGAAGUUUCUUGGUUUAUUAAUGGGAAUAAAUUAGUGGAAAGCCAAAACUGUAAAAUCACAACUAUUGGAACAACAUACACCGUUUUAAUUCGAAAUAUUACACAAGACUAUGCUGGUAGCGUUGUUUGUGAGGCUGUUAAUGAGUUUGGAAAGGCCUCAUCACAAGCAACGUUGAGAGUUUUACCACGAGGUGAACCUCCUGAUUUUAUUGAAUGGCUAAGUAAUGUGCGGGCACGUCAAGGAUCAGAGGUUAUCCACAAAGUCGUUUAUACCGGAGAGCCUCGUCCAGCUAUUAGCUGGUUUAUUAAUAAUCAAGAAAUUGUUACUAGUACUGAAGAGAUAAUUAUUACAACAACUGAGAACACUUCAACUUUAACUAUACCUUCGUUCAAUCCCGAAAGGCACGUUGGAGAAAUUAUUUGUAAGGCUGAAAAUGAUGCUGGAGAAGUAUCUUGUACAGCAAAUAUGGCUACCUACACUUCCGAUAUGUUCACUGAAUCCGAAAGCGGUUCCCAAGUUGAGGAACGUUUGGAAGAGGAUUUAAUGGAGACCAUGAGAACUUCAACCCCCAUAAUGGCACCGGCCUUUAUUACAAAAAUAAAGGAUACAAGAAUUCAACGUGGACAUCAAGCAAUAUUUGAAUGUGUUGUUCCUGACACUAAAGGCGUUUGUUGUAAAUGGUUACAUGAUGGAAUGGAGAUUGAAUUAAUUGCUAGAAUUAGAGUUCAAGUACAAACGAUUGAAGGAUUUACAACUUCUGAAUUGGUUAUUGAUGCAGUAGAACCUGAAGAUGCCGGAAAAUAUACUGUUAUUGUUGAGAAUGAGGCGGGGAGGGCACAAUGUGAAGCUGAAUUGACUGUUGUUGAAACAAUGGACAAACCUGUCCAGAUGCCACCCGAUUUUAGCAUCAAAUUACAGGACAAAUCUGUGCCCCUCACUGAAAGGGUUACAUUUGAGUGCAAAGUUACUGGAUUACCCGAGCCACAAAUUGUGUGGCUUCAAGAUGGAAAACCUUUGGAUUCUUUGCCUGGAGUGCGCACUGAAAGCGAUAAGGGCAUCCAGCGUUUAAUAAUUGAAAGUGUGGAGAGAGUCCAUGAAGCUUGUUAUACUUGCACUGCUGAAAAUGUAAUUGGAAAGGCUGAAACUUCUGCAAAUCUACGUGUUGAAACAAUGGCACCCGUAUUUACUCGUCCCCUAACUGAUCUACAAGCACAAUUAGGUGGCCAAGCAGUCUUAGAAUGCCAUGUUAAAGGGAUUCCGCAGCCAACAGUUGAAUUUUACUCAGCACAUGACAAUUUCCGCAUUCAGACUGGCACUCGAGUUAGUAUUCAACAUGAUGCUACAAAUAUACAAUGGAGAAUGGUUAUUAAAGAAAUGCAGCAAGGUGAUUUUCGCACUUAUCGAGCAGUUGCUCGAAAUGAAAUUGGACAAGUUCAAUGUGAAGCUAAAAUUGUUGAACAAGAGACUAGUCUGGAACGCCCUCGCAUUAUUGAACCAUUAAAACGUUCUCGAGUUCGAGAGGGUGAAACAGUAGAAAUGGGUGUUAGAGUUGCUGGUGGUCGGCCAGGAAUGCCGUUAGAAGUUGAAUGGUUCAAAAAUGGAACACCUCUGGUACCUGCAGAUCAACGUGUUCGACUAGUUGAGUAUAGAGAUAGUGGAGAGUUUAAACUUAUUAUAGAAGAUGCGCGAGUGGAAGAUGCUGGAGACUAUGGAAUUCAAAUUAGCAACCAAGCUGGUAAAGAUAGUAGCCAUGCACAAUUAGCUGUUGAUAAAAAGGAAGAAUUACAAAAAGCACCAGAAUUUACUCAACCAUUACGCGAUGUAUCUAUUCGUGAGACUGAAACCGUUGUUUUAACAUGCACAGUUUCUGGCGAACCAAAACCGCAAGCUCAAUGGAGUUGUGAUGGAAAACCUGUAUAUGAUGAUGGACAACGCAUCAGAAUUAUUAGUGAGACAGUAGAUGAGAUUCAAGAACGACAUUCUGUUACUAUUACGACUUCAACACCCUCAGAAUCUGGCCUUUAUACUUGUAAGGCAGUCAAUCCAGCAGGGGAAGCUGAGACACGUGGACGUUUAACAGUUCGUGAGGAUUUGGCCCCUCCUAUUUUUACCGAACUUUUGCAUGACGUACAAAUUCGUGAACGUGAAACAGUCACAUUUUCAGUUACUGUAGAAGGAAGACCAACACCACAAAUUCAAUGGCUUAAAGAUAGUCAAACAAUUCAAUUCGAUACUCGAAUUGUUCAACAAGAAAUUGAUGAACAGCGAGGUCAUUAUGUUGUUCAGUUAAAAGAUGCUUUAAUCUCCGAUACUGGACUUUACAAUUGCCAAGCAACAAAUAAAGCUGGGCAAGCUAAAACUGAGAGUCGUGUAACUGUGGAGGAACUGUUGGAAACCCCUAAAUUUACUGAAGGACUGAGACCAGUAGAAGUACGUGAAGGUGAUUCAGCAACAAUGUCAGUAGUGGUUAGUGGAGUACCUAUGCCAGAAAUAUUUUGGUACAAGGAUGGAUCUCCAGUUGAAAUUGACGGACAACACAUAAUCCAACGUGAUUCAGAUAAUCAACACAGCUUGACUGUUCAAAAUGCCACACUCCGCGAUGCCGGUACAUAUACUUGUCAAGCAAAAAAUAAGGCUGGCCAAUGCGUAACACAAGCACAGCUUGGAGUAAUAGAACAACUAGAGGCCCCCAAAUUUGUUGAUGGUUUAAAACCAGUCGAAGUAAAGGAAGGUGAAACUGCCAAAAUGUCUGUCCAGGUGGAUAGCAAACCAGCACCUAAAGUUCAGUGGUUUAAAGACGGACAGCCAGUUAAUGUUGAUGGUGUUCAUAUAGUUGCUACGGAUGAUGGACAUGGGAAGCACGAAUUAAUAAUUAAAGAUGCCAAAAAUAGUGAUGCUGGAACUUAUACCUGUAAAGCUUCUAAUAAAGUUGGAGAAGCCGAAUCCCAAGCAAAGUUCGCUGUUAUUGAAGAAUUGGAAGCACCUAAAUUCGUUGAUGGACUUAAACCUGUUGAAGUAAAGGAAGGAGAAACAGCCAAAAUGUCAGUUGAGGUAACCGGAAAACCUGAACCAGAAGUUCAAUGGAAUAAAGAUGGAUGGCCUAUUCAAGUUGAUAAUGUCCACACUAUUGUUAAAGAUGAGGGGAAGGGCCAACAUAGUUUAACAGUAAAAGAUGCCAAUACAGCAGAUGCUGGAACCUAUUCAUGCAAAGCAACGAAUAAAGUUGGAAUGGCCGAAACACAGGCCAAAUUUGGGGUUAUAGAAGAUUUGGAAGCACCAGAAUUUACUAAAGGAUUAACCCCUGUUGAAGUGAAAGAAGGGGAAACAGCAAAAAUGUCUGUCGAAGUGAAGGGCAAACCAAUAUCACAAGUUCAAUGGUUUAAGGAUGGACAACCUGUUCAAGUUGAUGGAAUUCAUGUUGUUGCUACAGAUGAUGGACAUGGAAAACACGAACUAAUAAUUAAAGAUGCGAAGAAUUCUGAUGCAGGAACAUAUAGUUGUAGAGCAACUAAUAAGGCUGGCUCUGCCGAAACUCGAACCAAUUUCGCAGUUAUAGAAGAAAUGGAAGCUCCAAAGUUUAUUGAUGGACUUAAACCUGUUGAAGUAAAAGAAGGCGAAACAGCUAAAAUGUCUGUUGAAGUAACUGGAAAACCUGAACCAGAAGUUCAAUGGAACAAAGAUGGAUGGCCUGUUCAGGUUGACAAUGUCCACACUAUCGUUAAAGAUGAAGGGAAGGGCCAACACAGCUUAACAGUAAAAGAUGCCAAUCUUGCUGAUGCUGGGACUUAUACUUGCAAGGCAGUGAAUAAAGCAGGACAAGCUGAGACUCAGGCCAAAUUUGGAGUUAUUGAAGACGUUGAAGCUCCAAGAUUUACAGAACCACUUAAAGAGCUUACAGUUGAACCUGGACAAAAUGUCGUCAAUCUUGAGUGUACAGUACAAGGAAAACCGGAACCUGAGGUCCGUUGGACUCGCAAUGGAGAACCAAUAUAUAUGAAUGGAGUCCACGCUGUCGCCAAAAAGGAUGAUAAAGGACACCACACUUUAACUAUCUCAAAUGCACAAAAAGAAGAUGCUGGAGUUUAUAAAUGCGAAGCUAUUAAUAAAGCUGGAAGGGAUGAAACAAGUGCUCCAUUAAAAUUCCCAACAGAACAUGUAGUUGAACCAAUGAAGGAAGGACAAGUUCAACCAAUAUUUACACGAAAACUAGAGCCACAAACAGUGAAGGAGGGUGAAAGCGUAGAGAUGAGUUGUCAAGUCAAUGCAACUGAAUCAAAACCAGAAAUUCAAUGGUUCCAUGACGGUCGACAAAUCUCUCCACAAGCUUCCCCGAAUAUCCAAAUGGAGCAAUCUGCAGAUGGCACUUUGCGCUUGCGAAUUCUUCAUGCUACAAAGGAUGAUAUUGGGGAGUAUCGCUGUGAAGCUGUCAAUCCUGUUGGAAAGGCUGAAACAAGCGCUCCUCUUCGAUAUGCCCAACAAGUUGCGAUUGAACAACCCAUGGAGGAAACGUUUCUUUCUUGGCGUCGACAACUACAAGAUCAACAAGUUCAAAAGGGGACAACAAACGUCGUUUUCGAGUGUGAAUUGGCACCUACUUCGGCUAGAGGGAUACGCUUUGACUGGCUCAAGGAUGGUGCAAUUUUAGCUAAUAAAUUAUUGCAAUAUGCUCUACGAAUUGAGCAAAGCCCAGAUGGGUUUACUCAGCGAUUAAUUUUCGAAUGUGCUCAAUUUGAUCACAUUGGCGUUUAUCGAUGUGUUGCUACAGAUGUUAAUGGCAAUCAAAUUUGGACCGAGGCAAGACUUGGAGUUAUUGCGCCAGCCGAAGGAGGCGAGAUGGCACCCGGACCACCAGAAUUUGUAGAACUUCUCAAAUCUGCAACAACAACGAUAGGGGGAACUGUUGUACUUCGUUGUAAAGUGAAAGGAUUUCCUCGGCCUACAAUCACUUGGAGUAGACAAGGCUAUGGCCCUGUAACAGCAACAGAUCGUAUUAGUAUGGAAUAUCAUGAUGAUGGAACAAUUAUUUUAACGAUUAAAAAUGCCGAAAUGGAAGAUACUGGCGAGUAUCGGUGUGAUGCUGAAAAUGAGUAUGGAACUGCUUGGACUGAGGGUCCAAUAAUUGUUGCUGCAGAAGGUAGUUUGCCUAUUGAUGGAGAGGCACCUGAUUUUACUGAGCCAAUACGCCCUAUUACUGUCCGUGUUGGUGGCACUGGAAUUCUUGAAGGCAAAGUUACUGGACUUCCCUUCCCAGAAAUCAAAUGGUACAAGGGUGAUCAGCUUCUCGUUCAAGGGGCAAAUCCCCGAUACCGUAUCGAGGCACAUCCUGAUGGAACACAGCGACUAGUUAUCAGUGAUGCACAACUUGGGGAUAUGGAUGAUUAUCGCUGUGAAGCUAGCAAUAAAUACGGGGACGUUUGGAGUGAUGUGACAUUAACUGUUUCAACCCACACCCCUGAAGUUUCCGAAAUGCAAGGGCCAACUGCACCCUCAUUCGUUAAACCUCUACAGGAGGUUCAUGCUCAAGAGGGUGCACCUGCUGAGUUGGAAUGUGUUGAUGGUGAACCAAUUGAUGCUGGGGAUGUUCAUUUCAAACAAACUCUUUUCCCUGAUGGCACGGCACGCCUAACACUUCCUGCGGCACGCAUUACCGAUGCUGGCCAGUUCCGUUGUGAAGCAACUAAUCCAUCUGGGAAAGCAUCAACUGAGGCUCCUCUUCGUGUAGUUUUAGCAGAAAAAAUGCCUGAAAUUCCGAAGGAAAUGGUGCCAGAAUUUGUUGAACAACUUAAACCUGUACAGGCUAAGGAAGGAGAAGAACCCUUCUUUGAAUGUAAAAUACAUGGAACUCCAAAACCUGAUGUUAAAUGGUACAAGAAUGGCCGAGAACUUGGACCAGAUGAUGGGAAAGUUGAAUCAUUACCAGAUGGCACACAACGCCUUCAUUUGCCUCCAGUCGGCCCCAACGAUGAUGGAAAUUAUUACGAAUGUGUAGCAACAAAUCCAGCAGGGUCUGCUAGAUCUGGAGCGCCACUAACUGUUAUUCGUACGUUUAUAAGAAUAGUUCAAUUUAUAUACUGA
This is a messenger RNA of Meloidogyne enterolobii, 10440 nucleotides long. The record is from the annotation of a GenBank genome assembly. Lineage: Eukaryota; Metazoa; Nematoda; Chromadorea; Rhabditida; Meloidogynidae.